UGUGCCCCGUCGGGCGUUCGUGUUGCAUGGCACCAACGGCAUCGCCUCCUCACUAUAAGGGGUUGCCCCGGGAUUUCUGCGUAUAACAAUACUUUGUCCGGAACAUGUGCCGAAGGUUUAUGGAACGCAGGGCAAAUCGUCAGGCGUCAUCGUGGGGUGUACCUGUAAUUAUCUAGCCUUGAGGCUCUUUAAUCUACGCUAUAUAAGCAACGUCCAGGUUGCGGCUUAAGACGACUUAGACAUCUUGGAUACUGUCCAGUUUUGUUAGACAGAAAUUAAAGACUUCAGUGUAACAACGUGUUGAAAAUGUGGUAUGCGAUUGCAAAGCCAAACGAAUAUCUCGUGCUCACUGGAGCCGGGAUAGACGAUAUUCGCAUUUGCAAGAAAGCUAUAGUACUCCCCUUCCAGCGAUGUGAGAGGAUCUCUGUGACGCCCUUUGAUUUGGCGCUCAAUCUUCAGGCCAUGACUAUGGAAAAGCUUCAAUUUUCAUUGCCGGCAGUGUUCACUAUCGGAGCCGACAAUGAAAUGGAGGCACUCAAAGAUUACGCUCGGCUCCUUGCAGAGAACUCCGACGACAAAACUAAUGUCCAGAAAAUUGUGAAAGGCAUUAUCGAAGGUGAAACUCGAGUCAUCGUUUCCAGCAUGUCCAUGGAGGAAGUUUUCAAGGAAAGGCAGAUUUUCAAAAACAAAGUGAUUGAGAACGUGCAAAAAGAACUUCAGCAAUUUGGCCUGCGAAUUUACAACGCCAAUGUCAAGGAGCUCCAGGACACUCCCGGCAGCGAAUACUUCAGCAUCCUAAGCCAAAAAGCGCACGAAGGAGCUCUUAACCAAGCAAAGAUCGAUGUUGCUGAGGCACGGAUGAAAGGUGAGAUUGGAGAGGCAGAGAAAAAGGGCAAAAUGAAGCAGGAGAUCUCCAAAAUUGAUGCCGAUACUGCUGUCCUGGAGACGAAACGGAGAGCCGAAAAAGCCAAGGCGGAUUCCGAGCUCAUGAAUCGUCAGACUGAGCUCGAUGCCAGUGUUCAAAUCAGCAAGAUUACAACCAAGCGCCAGACGGAGAUGAAAGAUGCAGAGCUGCAGAAACAAGUGGAGUCCAAGCGUGCCGAAACCGAACUGGAACGUCUUAGAGCCAGUGAGGUCACUAAAAGCAAGGUUGCGCGCGAGUCUGCACAGGAGAAUGCAGAUGCCGCUUACUAUACGGAACAGAAAGCAGCUGAUGCGCGGUUGUAUAAACAAAAGAUGGAUGCAGAUGCAGCCUAUUAUCGUCAAAGCAAAGAGGCCGAUGCUGCCCUUUAUCAGCAAAAGCGCGAAGCUGAAGGAAUUCUGGAGAUGUCUAAGGCAUACGGUGCCCUUAUUGACGUCCUCGGAGGACCUCAAGCCUUCCUACAGUUCAGAAUGAUGGAGAAUGGUACAUAUGAGAAGUUAGCCAAGGCCAACGGCGACGCUAUCAGAGGACUAUCACCCAAGAUCUCAGCAUGGAACACCGGAGAGGGCUCUGGAGAUGCAAUGGCCCCCGUCCGAAAUAUCAUGCAAAACCUUCCGCCUCUUCUCACCACCAUCCACGACCAGACCGGCAUCAGCCCGCCAUCCUGGUUGGGCCAGAUGCCUGUGAAUGGUGAAGUCAACAAACGAAAGUAAGAGACUAUCCACCCGGGAAACUGAAGCUUUAUACGCGACUCCUCCUGGCAUAUGACCAAGGGGAGAUAUAACGAUUAUUCCACAAGUCACUCAACCAUCUUUUCGAUUUACCAUUCCAUUUUAUCGAUUUUUUUGCAGUCCUUGCUUUUUCUCUUUGCUUCUCUUUUCCUUUUUCGUAAUACCCACUGUCUUUCUUAGGUCAAUAUCGAAGGUUUUUAUGUUUCUGGGGUAAUGGGUAAUGUAUGUUAGUACAAGAAAUCAAGUAUUAUAUCAAUCUUUUUUUUU
This is a messenger RNA of Aspergillus caelatus, 1920 nucleotides long. RefSeq names its product flotillin domain protein. NCBI's taxonomy places the organism in Eukaryota, Fungi, Ascomycota, Eurotiomycetes, Eurotiales, Aspergillaceae. The transcript has 7 exons. Gene Ontology annotation, biological process: protein localization to plasma membrane. The record is from RefSeq and is a predicted model, not a curated record. The coding region runs from base 307 to 1635 and encodes 442 amino acids. Gene Ontology annotation, cellular component: plasma membrane.